CGGCGGGGCCGGGACGCGGGGCGGUGGCGGCGGCGGGACGCGGGGACCAUGGCUGCCGCUGAGCGCCGCGCCUUCGCGCACAAGAUCAACAGGACGGUGGCCGCAGAGGUGCGGAAGCAGGUGUCCCGGGAACGCAGCGGCUCCCCCAGCUCCAGCAGGCGCUGCAGCAGCUCCCUGGGGGUCCCACUGACUGAAGUUGUCGAGCCCCUGGACUUUGAGGAUGUACUUCUGAGCCGGCCACCAGACGCUGAGCCCGGGCCCCUCAGGGACCUGGUCGAAUUCCCAGCUGACGACUUGGAGCUGCUGCUGCAGCCCCGGGAAUGCCGAACCACAGAGCCCGGGAUCCCCAAGGAUGAAAAACUGGAUGCUCAGGUGAGGGCCGCGGUGGAGAUGUAUAUCGAGGACUGGGUCAUCGUCCACAGAAGGUAUCAGUACCUGAGUGCAGCAUACAGCCCCGUCACCACGGAGACACAGCGAGAGCGACAGAAGGGCCUCCCCCGCCAGGUCUUUGAGCAGGAUGCUUCUGGAGACGAGAGGUCCGGCCCUGAGGACUCGAAUGACUCCCGGCGCGGCUCAGGCUCCCCGGAAGACACCCCUCGAAGCAGUGGUGCCUCUAGCAUCUUCGACCUGAGGAACCUUGCCGCUGACUCACUGCUGCCCUCGCUGCUAGAGCGGGUGGCCCCAGAAGAUGUGGACCGGCGCAAUGAAAGCCUCCGACGGCAGCACCGGCCCCUGGCCCUGCUUACCCUCUACCCGGCGCCUGACGAGGACGAACCUGUGGAACGCUGUAGCCGCCCAGAGCCACCCCGCGAGCACUUUGGACAGAGGAUCUUGGUCAAGUGUCUGUCACUCAAGUUUGAGAUUGAAAUUGAGCCCAUCUUUGGAAUCUUGGCUCUGUAUGAUGUGCGGGAGAAAAAGAAGAUCUCGGAGAACUUCUACUUCGACCUGAACUCGGACUCCAUAAAGGGGCUGCUUCGGGCUCAUGGCACCCACCCUGCCAUCUCCACCUUGGCCCGCUCUGCCAUCUUCUCCGUGACCUACCCCUCACCUGACAUCUUCCUGGUCAUCAAGUUGGAGAAGGUGCUUCAGCAAGGGGACAUCAGUGAGUGUUGUGAGCCUUACAUGGUGAUGAAAGAAGUAGACACAGCCAAGAACAAAGAGAAGCUAGAGAAGCUGCGCCUGGCGGCUGAGCAGUUCUGCACCCGCCUGGGCCGCUACCGCAUGCCCUUUGCCUGGACGGCCGUGCACUUGGCCAACAUCGUGAGCAGCGCUGGGCAGCUGGACCGGGACUCUGACUCGGAGGGCGAACGCCGGCCAGCUUGGACAGACCGCCGCCGUCGGGGGCCCCAGGACCGGGCGAGUAGUGGGGACGAAGCCUGCAGCUUCUCUGGCUUCCGCCCAGCCACGCUAACUGUCACAAACUUCUUUAAGCAGGAGGCUGAGCGACUUAGUGACGAGGACCUCUUCAAAUUCCUGGCUGACAUGAGGCGCCCGUCGUCCCUGCUGCGGCGACUACGUCCUGUGACUGCCCAGCUCAAGAUCGACAUUUCUCCAGCUCCGGAAAAUCCCCAGUUCUGCCUGUCCCCCGAGCUGCUUCAUAUCAAGCCCUACCCGGACCCCAGGGGCCGGCCCACCAAGGAGAUCCUGGAGUUCCCUGCUCGCGAAGUCUACGCCCCCCAUACCAGCUAUAGGAACCUGCUGUACGUGUACCCGCACAGCCUCAACUUCAGCAGCCGCCAGGGCUCCGUGCGCAACCUUGCCGUGCGAGUGCAGUACAUGACAGGCGAGGACCCCAGCCAGGCCCUGCCGGUCAUCUUUGGCAAGUCCAGCUGCAGUGAAUUUACCCGCGAGGCCUUCACACCGGUGGUCUACCAUAGCAAGUCCCCUGAGUUCUACGAGGAGUUCAAGCUGCAUCUUCCAGCCUGCGUGACAGAGAACCAUCACCUGCUGUUCACCUUCUACCACGUCAGCUGCCAGCCCCGGCCGGGCACUGCCCUGGAGACGCCCGUGGGCUUUACUUGGAUCCCACUGCUGCAGCACGGGCGCCUGAGGACCGGCCCCUUCUGUCUCCCAGUGUCCGUGGACCAGCCGCCGCCCAGCUAUUCCGUGCUCACACCCGAUGUGGCGCUGCCGGGCAUGCGCUGGGUGGACGGUCACAAGGGCGUGUUCAGUGUGGAGCUCACGGCCGUGUCCUCUGUGCACCCCCAGGACCCCCACCUGGACAAGUUCUUCACCCUGGUGCAUGUCCUGGAGGAGGGGGCCUUCCCAUUCCGGCUCAAGGACGCUGUGCUGAGCGAGGGCAAUGUAGAGCAGGAGCUGCGGGCCAGUCUUGCAGCCCUGCGCCUGGCCAGCCCCGAACCCCUCGUGGCCUUCUCCCACCACGUGCUGGACAAGCUCGUGCGUCUGGUCGUCAGGCCCCCGAUCAUCAGUGGCCAGAUUGUGAACCUGGGCCGUGGAGCCUUUGAAGCAAUGGCCCAUGUAGUCAGCCUUGUCCACCGGAGCCUGGAGGCAGCCCAGGAUGCCCGCGGUCACUGCCCACAGCUGGCUGCCUACAUCCACUACGCAUUUCGCCUGCCUGGCACUGAGCCCAGCCUCCCGGAUGGGGCCCCCCCAGUGACAGUGCAGGCUGCCACACUGGCCCGUGGCUCGGGUCGCCCCAUAAGCCUCUACCUGGCGCGUUCCAAGAGCAUCAGCAGCAGCAACCCCGACCUCGCCGUGGCCCCUGGCUCUGUGGAUGACGAGGUUUCCCGCAUCCUGGCCAGCAAGGUAGGUCCCCUGUGUCCUCAGGACGUGGAGCUGGCCGAGCGCCUCAACGCCAGCCUGGCCUUCUUCCUCAGUGACCUUCUGUCCCUGGUGGACCGGGGCUUUGUCUUCAGCCUGGUCCGGGCCCACUACAAGCAGGUGGCCACGCGGCUCCAGUCGUCCCCUAAUCCGGCGGCCCUGCUGACCCUGCGCAUGGAAUUCACCCGCAUCCUAUGCAGCCACGAGCACUACGUGACCCUCAACCUCCCCUGCUGCCCUCUGUCGCCCCCAGCCUCGCCCUCCCCCUCUGUGUCCUCCACCACCUCCCAGAGCUCCACCUUCUCCAGCCAAGCCCCGGACCCCAAGGUGACCAGCAUGUUCGAACUGAGUGGACCAUUCCGGCAGCAGCACUUCCUAGCUGGGCUCCUGCUGACAGAGCUGGCGCUGGCCCUUGAACCUGAGGCCGAGGGGGCAUUUCUGUUGCACAAGAAGGCCAUCAGUGCUGUGCACAGUCUGCUAUGCGGCCAUGACACUGAUCCCCGCUACGCAGAGGCCACCGUGAAGGCUUGUGUGGCUGAGCUGUACCUGCCACUGCUAUCGAUUGCACGGGACACCUUGCCACGGCUGCAUGACUUUGCUGAGGGUCCAGGUCAGCGGUCAAGACUGGCCUCAAUGCUUGACUCAGAUACAGAAGGCGAAGGGGACAUUGCGGGUACCAUCAACCCCUCUGUGGCCAUGGCCAUUGCUGGUGGCCCCCUAGCCCCCGGCUCCCGGGCCAGCAUCUCCCAGGGGCCGCCAACGGCUUCUCGCGCAGGCUGUGCCCUCUCUGCUGAGUCAAGCCGGACCUUGCUGGCGUGUGUGCUGUGGGUGCUGAAAAAUGCCGAGCCGGCGCUCCUGCAGCGCUGGGCCACUGACCUGACACUCCCCCAGCUGGGACGUCUCUUGGACUUGUUGUACCUCUGCCUGGCUGCCUUCGAGUACAAGGGGAAAAAGGCCUUUGAACGCAUCAACAGCCUCACAUUCAAAAAAUCGCUGGAUAUGAAGGCACGUCUAGAGGAAGCCAUCCUGGGCACCAUCGGAGCACGACAAGAAAUGGUUCGGCGAAGUCGUGAGAGGAGCCCAUUUGGGAAUCCAGAGAACGUGCGCUGGCGGAAGAGCGUCACACACUGGAAGCAAACCUCGGACCGCGUGGACAAGACCAAGGAUGAAAUGGAACACGAGGCCUUGGUGGAAGGGAACCUGGCAACCGAGGCAAGCCUAAUAGUUCUGGACACAUUGGAGAUCAUCGUGCAGACGGUGAUGCUUUCAGAAGCCCGGGAGAGCAUCUUAGGGGCAGUGCUGAAGGUUGUGCUGUACAGCCUGGGUAGUGCCCAGAGUGCCCUCUUCUUGCAGCAUGGCCUGGCCACCCAGAGGGCCCUUGUGUCCAAGUUCCCGGAGCUGCUGUUCGAGGAGGACACGGAGCUGUGUGCUGACCUGUGCCUGAGGCUCCUACGACACUGCGGCAGCCGCAUCAGCACCAUCCGCACGCACGCCAGCGCCUCGCUGUACCUGCUCAUGCGACAGAACUUCGAGAUCGGCCACAACUUUGCCCGUGUGAAGAUGCAGGUGACCAUGUCUCUCUCGUCCCUGGUGGGGACAACACAGAACUUCAGUGAAGAGCACCUGCGACGUUCACUCAAAACCAUCCUCACCUAUGCUGAGGAGGACGUGGGGCUGCGGGACAGCACCUUCGCGGAGCAGGUCCAGGACCUGAUGUUCAACCUGCACAUGAUCCUGACGGACACGGUGAAGAUGAAGGAACAUCAGGAGGACCCUGAGAUGCUCAUCGACCUCAUGUACAGAAUUGCCCGGGGCUACCAGGGCUCGCCCGACCUGCGGCUGACCUGGCUGCAGAACAUGGCCGGGAAGCAUGCGGAGCUGGGCAACCAUGCCGAGGCCGCCCAGUGCAUGGUGCAUGCGGCCGCCCUCGUGGCUGAGUACCUCGCCCUGCUUGAGGACCACCGCCACCUGCCCGUGGGCUGUGUUUCCUUCCAGAACAUCUCAUCCAAUGUGCUAGAGGAGUCCGCCAUCUCCGACGACAUCCUGUCGCCUGACGAGGAGGGCUUCUGCUCCGGAAAGCACUUCACUGAGCUGGGGCUGGUAGGGUUGCUGGAACAGGCAGCCGGCUACUUCACCAUGGGUGGACUCUACGAGGCGGUGAAUGAGGUCUACAAGAACCUCAUCCCCAUCCUGGAAGCCCACCGUGACUACAAGAAGUUGGCCGCGGUGCACGGCAAACUGCAGGAGGCCUUCACCAAGAUCAUGCACCAGAGUUCCGGCUGGGAGCGCGUGUUCGGGACGUAUUUCCGCGUGGGCUUCUACGGCGCCCGCUUUGGCGACCUGGAUGAGCAGGAGUUUGUGUACAAGGAGCCAUCGAUCACGAAGCUGGCAGAGAUCUCACACCGGCUGGAGGAGUUCUACACGGAGAGAUUUGGCGACGACGUGGUUGAGAUUAUCAAAGACUCUAACCCUGUGGACAAGUCCAAGCUUGACACACAGAAGGCCUACAUCCAGAUCACGUAUGUGGAACCGUACUUUGAUACCUACGAGCUCAAGGACCGGGUGACCUACUUCGACCGCAACUAUGGGCUUCGCACAUUCCUGUUCUGCACGCCCUUCACGCCGGAUGGGCGCGCACACGGGGAGCUGCCCGAGCAACACAAGCGUAAGACGCUGCUUAGCACCGACCACGCCUUCCCCUACAUCAAGACUCGCAUCCGUGUGUGCCACAGGGAGGAGACGGUGCUGACACCGGUGGAGGUGGCUAUCGAGGACAUGCAGAAGAAAACACGGGAGCUGGCCUUUGCCACCGAGCAGGACCCACCAGAUGCUAAGAUGCUACAGAUGGUGCUUCAGGGCUCCGUGGGGCCCACCGUGAACCAGGGUCCCCUGGAGGUGGCCCAAGUGUUUUUAGCAGAGAUCCCGGAAGACCCCAAGCUCUUCCGGCAUCACAACAAAUUGCGGCUCUGCUUCAAGGACUUCUGCAAGAAAUGUGAGGAUGCACUGCGGAAAAAUAAGGCCCUGAUUGGGCCGGACCAGAAGGAGUACCACCGCGAGCUAGAGCGCAACUACUGCCGCCUGCGGGAGGCUCUGCAGCCCCUGCUUACCCAGCGCCUGCCCCAGCUGCUGGCACCCACCCCACCUGGCCUCAGGAACUCCUUGAACAGAGCAAGUUUCCGAAAGGCAGACCUCUGAGCCCACAAGGACCAAAGCUGCACCUAGAGGAACCAGCACCCGGGCCUCAGCUAUCUGUGCUGCGAGGGGAGUCUCCCCUGGUGCCCACUGGGCCGUGGGGUGACCACAUUGUACUCGGUGCUGGGCCCUUUGCCUCUGUGUCCCCAUCUGUAUGCACUGAUGCUUCCUCCCUUUUUUAAUUUAAAAUGGUUUUUAUAAGCAA
Molecule: messenger RNA, 6178 nt
Organism: Piliocolobus tephrosceles (Ugandan red Colobus)
Lineage: Eukaryota; Metazoa; Chordata; Mammalia; Primates; Cercopithecidae
Gene: DOCK6
Product: dedicator of cytokinesis 6
Exons: 46
Coding region: 49-5976 (1975 amino acids)
Biological process (GO): positive regulation of GTPase activity; small GTPase-mediated signal transduction
Cellular component (GO): cytosol
Molecular function (GO): guanyl-nucleotide exchange factor activity
Source: RefSeq, a predicted model, not a curated record